AUGCGCAACGCCCUGCUCGCGCUGUGGCUGGUACUCGCGGCGGCGUCACCGGGCGACAUCCAUGCAGGCUCCCCGGCGGGCAGCGCGGUUAGACGGCGUCGGGCGGCGCUGGAGCUCGGCGCCGUCGAGCCCUUAGCUGCAAGCGCCAAAUCCGCAGCCUCCACCGAUGUCCCCUCGCAGAGGAGCAUCGGCCGCCGGCUGCAGGCCUUCGACAGGGCCUUCACAGAAGCCCGGGAAAACGACCGCGAUGCGGGAUCCCCGCCUGCGGUGCCCGAAGUCUCCUUGGAAGCCAUCAAGCCCGUGAACGGGUCCGGCGACGGGGAUGGGGAAGAGAAGCGGGCGCGGAGGAGGGCGGCCAGGGGGACGGCCUCGGCCCUGUGGGUCGCGGCGUAUCGCGGCGAGGGGGCCGAAGUGAGGGAGCUGAUCGGCGGCGGGGCGGACGUCGACGAGAGGAACCACAACGGCACGACGCCGCUGUACGUGGCCGCGCAGAACGGCCACCGGGCGGUGGCGGAGCUGCUCCUGGACGCGGGCGCAGAAGUGGACGCAGAAUCCAGGCUCGGGUCAACUCCACUGCUGGCGGCAGCGCACAACAAUCACGCUCGCCUUGUCGAGUUGCUCUUGGAAAGAGGCGCUUCUCCGAACAGUGGGACAAAGCGGACAGGACAGACGGCACUGUGGCAAGCAGCUUUUCUAGGACAUAUCAAGGUGGUGGAGGUUCUUCUGGACAACGGCGCCGACCCAAACCUCCCCGGCACCCUCAAGGGCGCGACGCCCCUGUAUGCCGCGGUCCACAGGGGCCACAAGGACGUCGUCCUGCUCCUCAUCGAGAGCGGCGCCUCUGCCACCGUCCCUCUGAACAACGGGGCCACGCCGCUGCACAUGGCCAGCGCCCUCACGCGCCCGGACUUGGUCGAAAUCCUUUUAAGGCACGGCGCGGAUCCUGCGAGAGUAGACGGAAGGGGCAACACCGCGGCAGAUGUGGUCAAGAUCGCCAGUGGGGGCGACGAUGAUUCCCAGGUGGCUGAGAUUUUGGGAUUGUUGCAACAAGCCCGAAAUCUCGGCCAGCGCCCGGAAGCUGGCGGACCAGUUGUGGCGCCAAUGAUGGCGGCGCCCGCGCAGGGCAAUGUCUCCGCGGUCGGCAGCAGCAGCCGGGAGCUCAAGGUGUCCGCGGCGAUGAUCCUUGUGCCAACCAUCGCGGGCGUGACGAUCGUGGUGGCCCUCCUGUCCGCGGUACGCAUGCGGGGCGGCUUCUCCCGCUCCCGGUCCUUCGAUCUGGACCCUCAUGUGAAACUUAACGACCUGCUGAGCAAGGGGAUCUCCAACAGGGCGCUGCAGCUGCGCCUGGGGCUGGACGGCAGGGAUGGCUACAGCUCGAGCCCGAACUCAUUCUGUCCCACCCGGAGAUGGGAUGUCGAUGAAUCUGAAGACUCCCGGGUGGCCGCUGGGGUGCGCGGGCGGCCGGGCGGCGCCGGGCGUUCGUCGCAUCACGUCAGAUGGUCCAAGGGGGAUUCGUCGGCGUUCUCCAGCCCGUCUUCCUCCACGGAAGACAGCCGGACGCUGUGGGACGCCUUUGUGUUGGGGACCAGAGGGGGCAUGGUGGGCUUGGGUCAGAGGAGAGGGGAGACGGCGGGGGGCGUGGCGAGAGCAGCAAUCGAGGUGGGGCGCAAGACAUCCUUGUGA
Molecule: messenger RNA, 1683 nt
Organism: Ostreobium quekettii
Lineage: Eukaryota; Viridiplantae; Chlorophyta; Ulvophyceae; Bryopsidales; Ostreobiaceae
Source: the annotation of a GenBank genome assembly